Messenger RNA from Serpula lacrymans var. lacrymans S7.9, 2791 nucleotides. RefSeq names its product ras GTPase-activating protein. The transcript has 10 exons. Gene Ontology annotation, cellular component: cell cortex. Bases 273 to 2669 code for a protein of 798 amino acids. Gene Ontology annotation, biological process: regulation of actin cytoskeleton organization; regulation of GTPase activity. The record is from RefSeq and is a predicted model, not a curated record. Gene Ontology annotation, molecular function: GTPase activator activity; protein binding. Lineage: Eukaryota; Fungi; Basidiomycota; Agaricomycetes; Boletales; Serpulaceae.
CCCAUUCUACACGGUGUCGCUUCCAUCGCCAUUCCCUUCCCCUCAUUCUCAGUGACAUCCCUUCAUCAUAUACCCACAAAAAACAUAAAACACAUCCCCUGGAUACACUUUCUCCAAAGUCUUGUCGCCAUUGCCAACCUGCAGGCGCUGGAGCUGUUGGACAUAUCACCCACAUACCCUUUCCACGCCUCAGGCUGUGACUUUCUCGCCAUUGCCAUUUGAUCUCUUCCGCCCUGCCCGUUACUUUACGUGUACACAGACAAUCCUUCGCCAUGUCUUACGUUGAUCAGCCCACUUCGCCUGGCAGUCUCUCUGGAAGGAGACUGACCAACAGAAACACCAACAGGUACAGUGUUACAGCUCUUUUCAGCAUGGCCGCCGAGCAGGAUGUAGAGGUUGAGGAUGAUCUAGCGCGAGCACAGAAACGACUUCGAGAUCUCAAAGGGAAGAUUUCCGCUCAGUCGAAGAAGAAUUUUGUUUUAGAACGUGACGUUCGUUAUCUCGAUUCCCGCAUUGCGCUACUCAUUCAGAAUCGCAUGGCUGCGGACGAGCAACGUGAAGUCGAAAGAACACUAGAGGAAGUGGAUCCAACAGAAGGCCACUACCCCGAUGACCGAAAGCUGCAGCAAUACUCUAAUCUUUUCUUCUUACUGCAGUCUGAGCCUAAACAUAUCGCCUCUCUUUGCCGGCUCGUCAGCUUAUCCGAGAUCGACACCCUCCUUCAAACCGUCAUGUUCACACUAUAUGGAAACCAAUACGAAAGUCGGGAGGAGCAUUUGUUGCUGACUAUGUUCCAGUCUGUGCUUUCUGCUCAGUUUGACACAGCUACAGAGUUUGGCUCACUGCUGCGGGCAAACACUCCCGUUUCGCGAAUGAUGACCACAUAUACUCGCCGAGGCCCCGGACAAAGCUACCUCAAAGGUGUCCUCGCUGAGCGUAUCAACAGCCUGAUUGAGCAUAAAGACCUAAAUCUCGAAAUAAAUCCUGUCAAGGUUUACGAACAAAUGAUUAACCAAAUAGAAGAAGAAACGGGAACUUUGCCGCCAAACCUGCCUCGAGGAGUGCCUCCUGAAGUUGCUUCUGACAACGCAGAUGUUCAGGCUAUAAUAGCUCCAAGGUUGACUAUGCUCAUGGAAAUUGCGAACAGCUUUUUGGUCACCAUCAUAGAAAGUAUGGAAAGCGUUCCUUACGGAAUUCGAUGGAUAUGUAAACAAAUUCGUAGCCUUACUAGGAGAAAAUACCCGGAAGCUACCGAUUAUGCUAUUUGCUCUCUCAUUGGCGGUUUCUUCUUCCUUCGUUUCAUCAAUCCGGCUAUUGUGACUCCGCAAGCAUAUAUGCUGGUUGAAGGCGUACCCGCCAAACACCCCCGACGUACACUGACCUUGAUAGCGAAGAUGCUCCAGAAUCUGGCAAACAAGCCAUCAUACGCUAAAGAAGCUUAUAUGAUGACUCUAAAUCCGUUUGUCGAGAACAACAAAGCACGAAUUAACCAGUUCUUGAAUAAUCUUUGCGAAGUCGGUGAUUUCUACGAUACACUUGAGAUGGACCAAUACAUGGCUCUAUCAAAGAAGGACCUUAUGAUACAUAUUACCAUGAACGAGUUGUAUAACACGCAUUCCUUAAUACUGCAGCACAUUGAAAGCCUGUCUCCCAACGACAAAUUCCACCUACGUAUUCUUACCGAUGAGCUCGGUCCUUCGCCUUCACAGGUACCUCGCAAGGAAAAUCGGACUAUAGAGCUUAAUCUAUACAGUCGAUGGGAGACGUCUGUGCAUGAUGCCCAGAGUGCGCUCAUGGAUUCGGUUUCUCCGGCCGACAUGCUCUACAUGGAAACCAAAUCUAUUCUGGUACAGCUGAUUCGUUCCAUCCCCCACGCUACUGAGAAACGCCCCUACAAUCUGGCUGCAAUCGCCGAGCGAGCUGCCACGACGAAGGACGCCACUCUUGUGCGGAAAGGCAUCAAAGUCAAGGAAAUGCUUCGCGAACUAGAAGAGCAGAAGAUAAUUGAACAAGGGGAUGGCUACAAACUAAUGCAAGACGAGGUCUCGGCUGAGCUCGUUCAUUUGGGCAAUUUGCGAGAGAAGAUACUUUUAGAAACAAAGUCUCUCGAAGCGGUCUAUAAAACCAUCUGCGACCACAACAACUACCUUCGCUCUCAGCUAGAGCAAUAUAAAGCCUACCUACAAAAUGUUCGUCUAACAGCGUCUAAAGACAAAGGUACCACCAUUGGAGUCGGUGUGGUCACAGUAGGGGGCAAAGAAAGAAAGCCGACGAAGACUGUCAUCCUUGGCCCAUACCGAUUCACUCAUGCUCAGCUUGAGAAGGAGGGUAUUAUAGUGGAGAGUAAUGUUCCAGAUAAUCGACGACCUAAUAUAUAUUUCAACAUUACUUCUCCUACUCCAGGCACAUUCAUCAUUUCGCUGCAUUAUAAGGGUCGUGAAAAGGCCAUUCUUGAGAUGGAUCUCAAAAUUGAUGAUUUGUUGGAGAAAAAAAGACAACAAACAUCUUCUCGACUUGGAAUAUGUACAGUUGAAUGUUCCCAAGGUCUUGGCGCUGUUGAAGAAAGUUUUUGCGAAGCGGUAAUGGUAUUCGUUUCGUCAGUCUAUUUAUCCUUAAGACGAAGUUCAUCUUCUGUUCUACCUAUUGUGAUACCUUUUCGGCCUUUUUAGUUUCUUAUAUAUCCUUGUCAUACAGCCUCUCCCUGUGUGGCUUUGUUUUCUAUGCCAUUGGAUGUAUUUUUUAUGUAGUUAUGUCUGUCUCUGGAUACGUGUUGUUUUGACUAUGCCCCAAA